GCGGAGGAGAUGGUUUUUUGUCAUACAUUCGACCUCGCGAAAAGGCUCACGCUGCCUGUGGGGACGGCUAUGAACUAUAUCACGAUACCGCGAACGGCGCCCAUGUCUACGUCGCCGUUCAUGUCGAUACUGCAGAACGUACAGCAGCAGCUCGCUUCGACGCCUACGCAUACGAUACACCGUCUCGUCAUACCAUCCCUCCUUUCGCCAGCACUCUAUCCUCCCACGUCUUCGCAUCCGAACUCCAUACUCCAAUUCCUGCACGCUCUCCGUGCAUUACUGCGGCAAUAUCCAACACGAUUCACAGCCAUCCUCACCCUACCGCUAUCGCUAUACCCUCGCUCCUCAGGCCUCGUGCGCUGGAUGGAGAUCCUCUCCGACAGUGUUCUCGAGUUGUCACCCUUCCCAUACUCGCAUGCGCAGAUGCUCGCGCAGUCUGCUGGCACAACGAAAGACGAAGAGAAGCCACAGGGAAUGUUCGCCGUACACAAGCUCCCUGUAUAUCAUGAAAAGGGCGGUGGUGGUGGAGCGGAGGAUCUGGGCGAGGACAUGGCGUUCACACUGAGCCGGCGGAAGUUCGUAAUCGCGAAAUUCAGUCUACCACCGCUGGAAGGAGACACCGAGGCGCAGGAAGCUGCUGUACGUGAAGCGGCUGGUGGUAGUGCAAUGCCGAAGAAGGCAGAUCUCGAGUUUUAGAUCGUUGUCGAUGCUCAAAGUUCGUGAGGGAGGUCAUCGUCUGAGCUGUCCUCACCCAUCAUAUCUUCCAUCUCGAUCUGCUCCCAACCUGCGCUGCCAGCGCCCGAGCCGAGGCCUCGUGCGUAGCCGCGCCCAUAUGAGCCGUGUCGAGGAUUGAUGGACAUGCCAGAAAUUCGUGCGCGGAAGCCGUCGCCCAUACAAGAUGACAGCGCAAGGAAUACGAGGAAGAAGAUGAAUGGGAUGAAGAGUAGGAGUGACAAUAGUACGAGGACGUUCAUGAUGCCGCGUGGGAAUAAUACGUCGUAGUUGUAACA
Molecule: messenger RNA, 1010 nt
Organism: Macroventuria anomochaeta
Lineage: Eukaryota; Fungi; Ascomycota; Dothideomycetes; Pleosporales; Didymellaceae
Product: PAXNEB-domain-containing protein
Exons: 1
Coding region: 10-696 (228 amino acids)
Biological process (GO): tRNA wobble uridine modification
Cellular component (GO): transcription elongation factor complex; cytoplasm; elongator holoenzyme complex
Source: RefSeq, a predicted model, not a curated record